Messenger RNA from Eutrema salsugineum, 2066 nucleotides. Its product is annotated as protein FIZZY-RELATED 1. Gene Ontology annotation, cellular component: anaphase-promoting complex. The record is from RefSeq and is a predicted model, not a curated record. Gene Ontology annotation, biological process: positive regulation of anaphase-promoting complex-dependent catabolic process; anaphase-promoting complex-dependent catabolic process; positive regulation of ubiquitin protein ligase activity. Gene Ontology annotation, molecular function: ubiquitin ligase activator activity; protein binding; anaphase-promoting complex binding. Lineage: Eukaryota; Viridiplantae; Streptophyta; Magnoliopsida; Brassicales; Brassicaceae. The coding region runs from base 1 to 1716 and encodes 571 amino acids. The transcript has 11 exons.
AUGAACAACCUCAUACCUGUCAUCAUAUGGUUAGUGCAAGCACAUCUCCCAAAGCAGCCGCUCUUGAUUUUCCUCUUCGUCGAUCCUUCCUCUUCCGACCUCCAUCUUCUCCUUUCCCUCCAUCAUUUUGCCCUCCAAGGUUUUCUGGUUGCUGAGUCAAGCCUUCGCGCCAUCUCUGCCUCUCCGGUGACCGGUGCUCCUCGCGCGAAAAAAAAAAAACAGAAAGAUUUCAUUUUUCUACGCAAAUCUCGAAUCCUGGAGGAACGAAGUAGCAAGAGGAUCAAAUCAACCAUGGAAGAAGAUCCUCCAGGAGACAAUCAGACGGCGAAGUCGGCAUCUCAGCUGAAUCUUCCGCCGUCGAUGAAUCGACCGACGGUCUCACUCGAGACCCGAAUCAACCGUUUAAUCGAUUACAAGCACUAUCACUCUCCAUCGAAGCCGAUAUACUCCGAUAGGUUUAUUCCGAGUAGAUCUGGGUCUAAUUUCGAGCUUUUCGGCCUCGAACCGUCGCCGAAAAAGGACGGCAAGGAAGAAGCGGCGGGUUCUUACGCGGGUCUUCUGCGAGCCGCGCUUUUUGGGCCGGAAACGCCGGAGAAAAGUGAUGUCGUUACUGGGUUCUCUCCGUCGCGGAAUAUUUUCCGGUAUAAGACGGAGACGCAGAGGUCUACGAACUCGUUCUCGCCGUUUGGCUCUGAUGAGGCUCCUGGUGUUAGCCGUAGCCCCGCCAAGUCGCCGAGGAAGAUUCUUAGGUCGGCUUAUAAGGUAUUGGAUGCGCCGGCUCUGCAAGAUGAUUUUUACUUGAAUCUCGUGGAUUGGUCGGCACAAAAUGUUCUUGCAGUGGGAUUAGGGAACUGCGUUUAUUUGUGGAAUGCUUGUAGUGGCAAGGUGACUAAGUUAUGCGAUGUUGGGAUUGAUGACAGCGUUUGCUCAGUCGGUUGGGCACUGCGUGGAACACAUUUGGCGAUUGGAACUAGUAGCGGAACUGUACAGAUUUGGGAUGCGUCGCGGUGCCAGAGAAUAAGAACAAUGGAAGGUCAUCGUCAAAGGGUUGGAGCCUUGGCAUGGAGCUCAUCAGUACUGUCUUCUGGAAGCAGAGACAGGAGUAUACUUCACAGAGACAUACGGUCUCAAGAAGAUCAUGUCAGUAAGCUAACAGGUCACAAAUCCGAAGUCUGUGGGCUCAAAUGGUCUUAUGAUAACCGUGAGCUAGCAUCAGGCGGAAAUGACAAUAGGCUUUUUGUGUGGAACCAACACUCAACACAACCGGUUUUGAGAUACUGUGAACACACAGCAGCGGUUAAAGCCAUUGCGUGGUCUCCACAUCAUUACGGACUUCUUGCUUCCGGUGGUGGUACUGCUGAUAGAUGUAUUCGUUUCUGGAACACGUCGUCAAACACUCAUUUAAGUUGCAUAGACACCAAUAGUCAGGUUUGUAACCUGGCUUGGUCUAAGAACGUGAAUGAGCUUGUGAGCACCCACGGAUAUUCCCAAAACCAAAUCAUCGUAUGGAAAUAUCCAACCAUGUCUAAAUUAGCAACUCUCACGGGUCAUACGUUCCGCGUUCUGUACCUUGCGGUCUCACCAGAUGGACAGACGAUCGUUACAGGAGCAGGAGAUGAAACCUUAAGAUUCUGGAACGUCUUCCCUUCCCCGAAAUCUCAGAGCAGGGAGAGCGAAAUUGGGGCAUUGUCUUUUGGUAGAUCAACAAUCCGGUGAAAUCUUGAGAUGAUUCUUGAUUUUCUUUUCUAAUCUCCGGCGACGAAGAAACCAAACACAUGCGUGUUAGUUGGUCGUCCUAACCAAACCUCCCAUAGAUUAGUGGAAACAAAUUAAAUUUAAGUUUUUUUUUCUUUUGCUGUGAUCAUUAGAUUUUUCUUCUCCGUUGUAUAGAUUGGAUUUUUUGUCUUCUGUAAAUAUUUAUAUUUGGUGAAACUUUUUUGAAUACACCAAAGAGAGUGUAGAGUGGAGAUUUCCUCUUGCCCAGAGUUCUGAGCUCUAAGAUGAUCUUUAUGCUAGCUAUGUAACCCAACGCACGUUAUUGUCUCCCUUGUGAUCUUCAGUUCUUC